This is a messenger RNA of Lodderomyces margitis, 354 nucleotides long. RefSeq names its product 40S ribosomal protein eS10 (gene RPS10). Bases 1 to 354 code for a protein of 117 amino acids. The transcript is spliced from 2 exons. Lineage: Eukaryota; Fungi; Ascomycota; Pichiomycetes; Serinales; Debaryomycetaceae. Gene Ontology annotation, molecular function: structural constituent of ribosome; RNA binding. Gene Ontology annotation, cellular component: cytosolic small ribosomal subunit. The record is from RefSeq and is a predicted model, not a curated record.
AUGCCAAGAGAAGACCGUAAAAAGAUCCACCAAUACUUGUUCCAAGAGGGUGUUGUUGUCGCCAAGAAAGAUUUCAACCAACCAAAACACGAUGAAAUCGACACCAAGAACUUGUACGUCAUCAAAGCCUUGCAAAGUUUGACCUCAAGAGGUUACGUCAAGACCCAAUUUUCAUGGCAAUACUACUAUUACACCUUGACUGAUGAAGGUGUUGAAUACUUGAGAAACGAAUUGAACAUUCCAGAAGGUAUCUUGCCAUUGACCAGAUUGAAGAAUGCUCCAGCUGAGAGACCAAGACCAGCCAGAGGUGGUGCUCCAAGAAGAGGUGCUUUCAGAGGUAGAGGUAGAGAUUAA